Molecule: messenger RNA, 5560 nt
Organism: Tetranychus urticae (two-spotted spider mite)
Lineage: Eukaryota; Metazoa; Arthropoda; Arachnida; Trombidiformes; Tetranychidae
Source: RefSeq, a predicted model, not a curated record
GGAAACAAUCUUGGACAGAGUAUUUUUAAGUAAAUUAACUUUUUUAUUAUUAUAUAAGAUUAACACUCGAACUAACUACUGUUAAAAUGUAAUGGAUUUACCAGAGUGUUACCAGUCUUGACCAUAGUUUUUAUACGAUGAUUUUAAUUAACUUUUAACCAGCUUUAAACUUUCUCUGUGUGUUUUUUGUGACCCUUUUUUUGUAUGGAUAUAACGUUAAGCAGACCAGCGGGAAACAAAACGUGCAAACAAGUGGAGACAAUUUGCCUCUAUUAAAGUGACAAUUUUACUAUCAGUUUAAAUUCAUUUUCACAAUUAAUUAACCAAAUUUUGGUUCAACAAUGAUCCUAUCUCUUCCAAAGUGUGCCUUAUCAACCAAGGAAUUUAAUUUAUUAUUUCUAAUUUGUGUUGCUCUCUUGUCAACCUGUAAUUUUGUAUAUUCCCAUGUUUCCCUGUCCUUUCCAAAAGCUAGAAAAUAUGAUUUUGAUUUUCUCGACAAUGGACGAACCAAAGGUCCAUGUGGGAUGCCUAAAGGAAUUGAACGAACAUCUUUACCUGCUGGAGUUCAGUUUAAUGUAACAUGGCAUCUGGCCUAUCCUCAUAAGGGUGGAUUUCGACUUGAAUUAUUGGAUCCAAGUGAGAAAUUAAUUUUAAAUUUAACUCAAUCAUCAACGUCAAAUCCAGCAAACAAUUGGAUUAAGGAUGACGAUGUAACAACUCAAUCUUAUCCUGUAACGUUACCCAAAACUCUGGUUUGCCGUGGGUGCACCAUUAGACUAUUAAGACAGGCCAGUGAAUGGGGCGAUAAAUAUACCUUCUGGAGUUGUGCUGAUGUAGAUAUCAUUCCUGUUUCAUCAAUAGUUACAAGUAAAAAUGCCGUUUGCUCAGGUAAUGGAAAGUUUGACAAGGAUUUGGGCGCUUGCCGAUGUAAUCGACCUUAUUCUGGAAUUGUGUGCCAAUUUUUAGAUGAAUGCUGGACCGAUGAUGAUUGUGGUAAUCGUGGUAAAUGCAUUCGUAUGAAUGGUACUUAUCCAACUAGGCAGUGUUUCUGUAAAGUUGGUUGGUUUGGUGAAAAAUGUUCAAAAGAGUCUACAAUAAAAUCAACUGAAAUUGAUAUAAAAAAUCAUAACCAUAGAGAAUUGACCAAAGGUUAUGAUCUUUACUGGAGAAUCAUCAAAGAAUCAGAAGAGAUUGAAGUUGUCCUCAAAUUGAAGGGUAAAGGUUAUGCGGCUAUUGGUUGGAGACCUCAAAAUAUUACCAAAGCAUGUAAAGCUUUUCCUUAUAUUGUUGACUCAAAGGGAGCUGAAAUAAUUAACCCACGAAACUCGAUUCUCCCAUUGAAUCAUUUGAAUUUGGCAAAUCGACGAGCAGAUAAUUUACCAAAUGAAUCUUCACCGACAUUCAAGAAAAUUAAAGUGCCCUCAUCAGGAAGUCUGAAUGCAGCUUCCAGGAUUUCUCCUGAUGCUGGUAAUGCUCCUAAAAAUAUCAAUGGAACGCGUCAACCUAAAAGCUCAGAGGUUUUAUUGGGAGGUCCCUUGACUUCUGCAUCGUCACCAUCAGCUGAACCAGAAUCAGUUCCAGUAGCUUCAUCAGAGCCUACUAGUUCUGUGACUAGUGAAGCAACUCCAGAAGCUGAAGCUGUGCCGGAACCAAAAUUAUCCUCUGACUCGUUAAAAGCCAAAUCUGAACCCGAGCCAGAACCUAAAGGAGAACCAGAAUCUGAACCUAAAGGGGAACCGAAAUCAGAACCUAAGAGUGAGCCAGAAUCUGAACCUAAAAGUGAGCCAGAAUCUGAACCUAAAGGAGAACCAGAGGCAGAACCAAAGCCUGAAUCUCAACCUGAACCUAAAGGGGAACCCGAAUCUGAGCCAACAGUGACUAAACAACCUGUGCCUGAAAGUUCCGUCGAACCAGCUGUUGGUGAACCUGCCGCAGAAUUUGCAACUGUUGCUUCAGUUUCAGCUGAACCAGAGGCAAAAUUAUCGUCAACUAGAAAUUCUAAGUCAAUUGAUACAUCUGAAGCUUCAUUGGCAUCUACUCCAGAGCCUAAUGCUGAAGUUGAACCUGAACCCACCAAAGGCGAGCCAGAACCUGAAGUUAAGCCUGAGAAUGAACCUGCAUCUGAGCCUGAGGUAUUAGCAAAAAAUUUAUCGAAACCAGAAGUUGAACCUGAAGUUGUUUCAACCGAACCCACGCCAGAGGGUGAACCUAAGCCAUCACCUGAACCUGAACCAGAAGUUUCUGCUUCAUCACCCAGUGAUCGAACUCCGUUUGUUGCUGGAAGUUAUUCACCUGUUGAGCUUGAUUCUGAAAUUAAGAUAAGAAAUAAAAGACAAUCUGAUCCUCAACUUUCUUUCAUUGGAAGUGCCUCACCAGUUAAGCCUCGUCGAGCUACUAAUGGCUGGCAGCAAAAUGAUUACCCACCGGCUACAGAUUUUACUCCUAAAUUUGAUUUCCAUGCAAUGGAUUGUAAUGAUAUUGUUAUUGGUUCAGCCAUUGGUGAAUAUGGUCGAGUAUUAGAUCACUAUACUCGAGAUAGAUCAACACCUAGACUUGAUUCUUUAUUUGGCGGUAAAGACGACUUAACUGCUGCAGUAGCAUCUGAAUCAAAUGGAAUGACUACAAUAAUUUUCCGUAAAAAGUUGAUCGCGGAAGAAUUAACUGAUCACAGUAUAAUUAAUGAAACGAUUGAUGUUAUCUGGGCUAAAGGACAAGAACAUAAUAAUUAUAAUCACAAUCCAGCCUCUGGUCUUGAACUAGGAAAGGCUAAAAAUCCAAACUUUUAUGGUCAAGCAGAGGUUAAAUACCAUGGACAUGGAGAUCAACGAGGAAAGGCUGAAAUAAACUUCUAUGAAACACCUUUAUUGGAAAAAGCUGUUGACGUUAAAAAUGUAACCUCAGUUGAACCUCAAUGUAAUGGCGAAUUCCGUUAUCCUGCUAAUUGUAAAGGACGAGCCUGUGAUUAUCUAUUCUCAUGGAAAUAUGUCGAUGACUUUGAUGGAAUUGACUUUUCAGUUUCUGCCAAACGCGUUGACAAAUGGACUGGAGUUGGUUUCUCAAAAGAUCUUAAAAUGCCCAAAUCAGAUGCCGUUAUUGCUUGGGUUGAACCAGGAGGACGUUAUUUAAUGAUGGAUGCUUGGUUAGACGGUUACGCUCCACCAAAACCUGAUUUCCGUCAAUCUAUAUUUAACAUAUCGGCACUUGCUGAAAAUGGAUUGAUUACAUUUAAAUUUUCACGGAAAGUUGACACUUCAGAUUCCAAACAUGAUAUAUCAUUCAAUGAAUGUGUUUACUUUUUCUAUCCUGUUUCCGGUGGUCCUGUUGAUCCAUCAAGAAAAAAUAUCCUCUCUCAUUUACAGAAGCCAAUGAUCAGCAAAGACAAAAUCUGCUUUGCUAAAUGUCGCCCUCAACCGGUACCUGAACCUGCACCUGAACCGAAUGGUAUUGGUAAGACUGCUAUCACAGAGCUCUCUAACUCAAAACCAGAGUCAGAACCAAAGCCUGAAUCUCAACCUGAACCUAAGCCGGAACCUAAACCCGAAUCAGAACCGAAGCCUGAACCAAAGGCAGAAGCUGAACCUAAACCAGUGCCAGAGGUAGGACAAAGUCCGAAACCGGAACCAGCUGCCGAGCCUAAUCCGGUUCCUGAAUCUAAUCCUGAACCUAGCUCAACACCUGAGCCAGUCAACAAAAUUGAAACUAAAUAUGGAACUGUUUGUGCUGGUGAAUGGAAAUAUCCUUCCAACUGUACUGGCUAUGGCUGUGAUUACCAGAUAGCCUGGGAAUACAUGGAUGACACCGAUGAGAUAAUGUUCAAUUUGCAAACUAAAAAUACCAACAGAUGGACUGGUAUUGGUUUCUCUAAUAAUAAACGCAUGCCGAACACUGAUGUUAUCCUUGGACUCGUUGAAGAGUCAGGUCGAUUCUUUUUGAUGGACACGUGGUUGGAUGGAUAUACAAGCCCACCUUUGGAUAAGAAACAAGAUAUCCAUAAUUCCACCGCUUGGCGUGAAAACGGAAUCACAAAUCUCAAAUUUUACAGAUUCCGUAAGACCAGUGAUCCUAAAGAUUUUGAGUUCAACGAUACUGCAUGUCCUUACUUUGUAUUCCCUAUUCGAGGAGGCGUUUUUAAUGCUGUUAACAAACGCAUUCGUAAACAUGAAGAUGUUCCCAUCAUUUCUGAAGAUCGAGUUUGUAUUAGAUCAUGCAAACCUAAGCUUCCAUCAUCCCCUGCCCCAACUCCUAUUCCUGUUCCAUCUCCUAAACCUGAGAUUAAACCUGAGAUUGAACCAGAAGAAGAUCCUAAACCUGAAGUAAAGCCUCCAGCUAUUGAAGCUGAACCACAGCCUGAGAAACCUGUUGAGGCCAAGCAACCUCAAAGUGAGAAAACUACUCAAAAACCACCCGAAUCUAGUACUUCCGCAUCUAGUAAUACUGAUGAACAGCCAGUUACCACUAUUAAACCCGAGGAAAAUGAUGUAGUAUCUGCAGACGAAACAAUGGUUGUGCUCGAAAUCAAGAUGCCAAAUGCAUGGAAAUCUAGUUUGGGUCAGCGAAAUUCUCCUGAUUAUCGAAAAUUAAUGACCAAAUUAGAAGAUCAAUUGGAAAAAGAGUUACAAGACAAUGGAAGAAUUCCUAAGCAAAUAGAAGUCACCGAUAUCUCUGGUGUUGGCGAAAAUGGUGUUUUAGCUACAGUCAAAGUAGAAGUUGCCAAUAUAACUGAAUCUCGAGCUCGUUACGACAAACCCGUAAUAAGUAUACGAGAGGCUCUCAAUGAAACUAUUAGAGAUGGUAAAGUCGGUAACUUAGUUGUCGACCCAUCUUAUUUAAUUUUUAAAUCUCCAGAACUCAUUGAUGUUUCUGGUGAAUCAAGUGAUACUAAAAAAGCUGGUCUUAGCUCUGAACAGUUAACUUACCUCGCCAUUAUCGUUGGUCUUUCUAGUUUAGUGAUAUUAUGUAUCUCUCAAGCUCUCUGUAUGGUUUGGAGAGAAAAGAGUAACAAAGAGAAAAAGAUUAAGGAAAAAGCCAUUGUUAACUCUCAUUAUAAAGAUUAUUCUGCAACCACAACAAGCAGUGCGUAUAGUUAUGAAAAUUUUGCAGUUCAAGAUGAUCCCGAUGGCGUUGGUUACAAACCAAUUGGAUCAAAAAUGAAUGGAAAUGGCAAUAAACCAGAAUCUGGUAAUAAAAAGAAGAGUUCAAAAGGAUCGACAAAUGGUUUAUCCAAUUAUAAUAGUGCAACUGUUGAUCGAACAGACUCAAAAACUUCCACUUUUGGAUAUCCAAGUGCCUAUGCAACUCAUGAUCGUAAAGAUAAUAAUACAUUCCGUUAUAUUAGUCAACCGCAGCCAUUAACUCCGGACUUUUACUUCAUGCCUCAUCAGAGGAGAUACUCUGGUGAAGUAGUUCGGGUCUUUGUCGAUUACAAUAAUCCACAAUACAUGCCUAAAUAAGGUGCCUUUUUAUUCUCAACACUGCAAAUCUGUAUAAAUACCAACAUCUUAACUUUUCGACUAACUUUGUCAAGUCGAAUUUUUCAAUAAUUAAAUUAAUUAUACUUCAA